Messenger RNA from Priapulus caudatus, 3441 nucleotides. Its product is annotated as lysine-specific histone demethylase 1B-like. Bases 5 to 2530 code for a protein of 841 amino acids. NCBI's taxonomy places the organism in Eukaryota, Metazoa, Priapulida, Priapulimorpha, Priapulimorphida, Priapulidae. Gene Ontology annotation, molecular function: oxidoreductase activity; protein binding; zinc ion binding. The transcript has 20 exons. The record is from RefSeq and is a predicted model, not a curated record.
AGCCAUGUCGGGCCGGGUAAAGAGAAAGUCAUUGAAGGCAUUAGCGGCAGAGGGCCACGAGGAGUUCUUCCCAUCAGCUGUCUCUGCCCUGAAGCGAAAGCAACGUCUGGAAGAUUCAGUGGUUCCUUUAGGACCAGCUCCGGACAACAGCAUCAAGGAGGUUGGUGCUAACAUCAGCAGCCCUGUACCACAGAAGCCAGCUGACCCACCAAAGCAAAUUCGCACCUGUGGAAAGGCUGGCUGCGCUGCAGAGAUUCCAAUAUGCUUCGUUGGAGCUAGUGACAGAUGUGCGGGCAUGAGUUACACAUCACGAUGGUAUCACCUCACCUCUGGUGAACAUUUCUGCAAUGAUUGCUUCGACCAUUUCUACAGAAAUACAAAGCCAGGGUUCCAAGCUUACUGCCACUGGAGAGAUGAGUGGGCAGCAAAUGGAAAAACCGAACCUACUUUAAAAUUAUACAUGCAAGAUCAGCAUUUACCAUAUUGGGUGCAGUGUACAAAACCAGACUGUACCAAGUGGCGGCAGCUCUCCAGAGAAGUAGAGAUUACAGUCGAAUUCAUUCAGUCAUACUAUUGUGGGAAGAAAAUAAAUGGAAAGAAGGAGAAUCCGGACGCGUGCUCGGUGUCGGAGGACCACCGCGUCGCGCAGGUCUACGACCCGUACUGGAUGCACGCCGUCGUGCAGCCGCCGCUGCUCAAGCACUCGCCCGCAGCCGAGUUCCUCGUCUCCUACUAUCCGGACGGCGUCGGCAUGAGCGCCACCGGCAGCGUGGUGCCUGUCACGAGCCGCAUAGAUGGUUCCUCCAUUGCUCCAGAAGAUCUGUGGAAGAUGUAUCACCCUGGAGAUGUGAACAAAAACUUUCAGCCAUUCUAUCAGCCAGGGGAACAAGGCAAAGCCCUGUCGGUCCGGCCAGACAUAAUGGAAUAUGAUGAAGUACAUGAAUUCCCAGAAUAUGUGAGAGAGCAAGCAAUGUAUCUUGGAAUCAGAAAUCUUGUAGUAUCGCUAUGGUAUAGAAACUGUAAGGAGUGGUUGACGCCGCGGCGGUGCGCUGAGCACCUCAUCUGCCGCGGCCUAGUGCGUCUGCUCUGCGUCGAGGAGCUGAAACGUGUGCUCGAGUUUCUCACGCGCAAGGGCAUCGUCAAUAUCGGCCUGCUGAGUCCGCCGCAGGACUGCGCGGCCAUCCCUCGCCAGUACAGCAACGAGAAUGUCAUUGUCAUCGGUGCGGGGACAGCUGGAUUGGCAGCGGCGAGGCAGCUGCAGAACUUUGGUGCUAAGGUGACAGUGUUGGAGGCCAGGGACCGUAUUGGAGGCCGAAUCACCGAUGACUCAUCACUGGGUCUCACCGUGGGCCGCGGAGCACAGAUCGUCAAUGGCUGCGUGAACAACCCAGUCACGAUAAUGUGCGAACAGGCGGGAGCACCGGUGAAGACUAUCUCGGAGCGCUGCAGCCUGUUUGGCGAGACGGGCGAGCGUGUGAGCGAUAAAGCGAACCGUCGCAUCGACUUUCACUUCAACGCCGUUCUCGACGCCGUCGGCGAGUGGCGGAAGGACAAGCGACCAUCCAACGACGUCGCCCUCUACGACAAGCUGAUGGAGAUGCAUGGCAACUUCAAGGAGGAGACGCAGCUAAACUUCAGUGGCGUAAUGGUGGAAGAGCAGCUGAUCGGCUUCCACGUCAGCAACCUGGAGUACGCGUGCGGCAGCCGCAUCGACGACGUCUCUGCACUCAACUGGGACCAGAACGAGAGCUUCGCACAGUUCACGGGCGACCACGCGCUGCUGCCGCACGGCUACUCUACCCUGCUCACACGGCUAGCCGCUGGGCUGAACGUGGAACUAAACACAGAGGUCACGAGUGUAGACUACACUGGAGAGCUUGUGGUUGUGAGGAGCACCACGGGACAAGAAUGGACCCCAACGAAGGUGCUGGUCACAUUGCCGCUAGCUUUACUGCAGGAGGGAACAAUGAAGUUUAAUCCACCUCUAAGCGAGGAAAAGCAACAGGCAUUAGUCCACCUCGGAGCCGGCUGCAUCGAAAAGGUGGCGUUGAAGUUCACACAUCGUUUCUGGCAGAAGCGACUCAAUGAUGAGGAUUUUUUCGGACACGUGCCGUCCUGCCAGGACAGUCGAGGCCUCUUUAGUGUCUUUUUCGAUCUCACCGCUGAGGGAGGCAGUGACUACGUUCUCGUAAGCCACAUCAGCGGACCUGCUCUCAAUCUCAUUAAAGACAAAACCGACCAGCAGGUGGUCGAUAUGGCAACGGAUGUGCUUAGAAAGCUAUUCCCAGAGGAGACAAUCUCUGAUCCGACCUCAUACAUUGUGACACACUGGCGAGACGACAAGUAUUCCAAGAUGGCGUACAGCUACGUAGCGACGGGUGGGCAGGGUGAGGCUUACACCGUCCUCGCUGAGGAGAUCGACAAGAAGGUCUACUUUGCCGGCGAGGCCACGAACAGACACUUCCCGCAGACGGUGACUGGUGCCUAUCUCAGCGGAAUCCGAGAGGUUGCCAAGAUGGCCACGCCGUAAACGAGACGACUGCACCAGAGGGAGCACCAGGGGGAGCUGUCCCUGAAGGCAGGCGAGAUGCCACCAGGUGGAGGCACCAGUCAGUAGCAAGCUGGCGAUGGUCGUUCGUUCGCGUCGCCGAAAGGUCGCGCCUUGCUGUCAUCUCGUUGUCAUGGCAACUGACCUAUUGACACACCCACAUACCCUGUCCCCAGCCGGCGUCCCCAUCGAUGAGUCACGAUCCGCACGCAAUUUGGUUUUUCUGAUCGUUGUGUGUAGUUUUGCCACAGUCUGUGAUUACGUUCCGUCAGCGUGCUCCUGGGAGGUCCCAUCUGGACAGGCUUGAAUGUGAUAUAGUGUACGGCGCAACGCACGCAGUUAUUGUACGAAUAUUGUUGCAAUCACUCAUCGUUGUGUGGCUAUUUUGAGGUGUGAUUUUUAAUGCGCUCUUCUGGCCGGGACGUGUAGUAUUGUAUUGUUUAUCGUGUCGGCAGUGACUGGGAAUAUUUGUAUUGAUGACCGCUCGGUGGUGUUGGAGGCGAAAUGAGUAUGCGUUUACUGAAUUGGUGUCCUACAGGUAUAUUUCAGGACAAUGUCAGAUAUAUGUGUUUCUUUGGAUGCUGGAGUGUUUCUUGAUAAAAUGCACAAGUGCUGGGUGAAUGAGUGUAUGAAAGAGAUGGUGUUUGAGAUUUUGAGUGUUGUAUAGUGGUGUGCAUGAGUUUUUGCCCAAAUUGUAAUAAAGUGUAAAACGUUGUGAGAUGUGUACAGAUAUUGCAGUGUACAGGGUAGAUGUGUAUGUUUGGUUUUAUCACAGCACAAAUGGAGAAUUUCCAAAAAUUUUGUAAUUUCAAUGUUAUGCAUCACAUUUAAGUUUUGAAAUUGUACUAAAUAAAUAAGACCAUAUAAUCUCAAUGGUUGCUAUCAGGCACAAA